GCUAUUUGAUCCAGACUGCUUGUUACAUGAUCUCCUGGAAUACAACGCUCCCUCGCUACUCGAUGGCUUUUUGGGUUGUUUUUGCUUUGCUGUGCAGAGAGCACAAAAGGACGUCUGCGCCACCCUAACCCUACAUCGCCUCUCCGACCCUUUCUCCUCCUGUGACCUGUCUAUCCAUCCUUCUCCCUGACCUCCAUUCCCACCCGCUGUCCAGACCCCCUCACCCCCAUCUCCUAAUUAAUGCUGCCAUCCCCUUGACAAUGAUACCAUGCAUUAACUGGCUGCAGCCUUUCCUUGCCUUGAUCUCCUCCACUUUGCUUACACGAGGCCACAACUGUCCAUCCAGCUGUUUGUGUCCAGACCACCACACUGUGGACUGCACUGACAAAGGUCUAACCAGAGUCCCAGACUCCAUCCCUCUGGAUGUUCGCCGUCUCCUGCUCUCCAACAACUGGAUUCACUGGAUCCCUUUUGACUUCUUGGUCCUCUACAGUGAUCUAGUCUACCUGGACCUGAGGAAUAACUCCCUCUCCCAGCUGGAGCCAGGGACCCUGAGCACCUCCUCUAGAUUAGUCUACCUCGACCUGGGGAGCAACAAUCUGACAGAAAUCUCAUCUGGAACAUUUGGGGAGUCCAGGAGUCUGAUCAAACUUCGACUGGGGAACAACCCCUACCUAAACAUGGUGGGCCGGGAUGCUUUUGCAGGGCUGACAUCUUUGAGAGAGCUGGAACUGGAGAAGAAUGGACUAACAGCCCUGGACGUCGUGGUCCUGGAAUCUUUGCCCUCCCUUCGGAUGCUGCGUCUGGAGGGCAACCCCUGGCUCUGCAACUGCCACUUUGCCAAACUGUUUUUAUGGCUGACAGAGAACCAACACAAGCUCCCAAAGGGUAUGGAGGGGAUAGAGUGCUCCCUGCCUCUGGACGGGCGUCGUAUUCCUCUAAGUUUGUUGUCUGAAGACAGUUUUCGGGAGUGCCGUGGUACCCUCACCCUCACUGACUACCUCAUCGUCAUCUUCUCUGGUAUCUCCGUCUCAGUGGCAGCCAUCAUGGCCAGCUUCUUCCUCGCUUCCACAGUCCACUGCUUCCAGCGUCUUAGCAAAGGCAGCAAAGGAGAUGAGGAGGAAGGCAAUGACUGAUGGGCAAAGGGAGAGGGUAAAUGGAUUACAUCAAACACAGGUGUUUAAUUUAACACUCUUGCUCAGAACUUGACAAAACAUGAAAGAAAGUAGAGAUGGUGGCAGAUGGUAGUGUUAAGGCAUCAAAAGAAAAAGCUUCAUCGAGAAAGCACUUACCAUGUGAAAUCCAAGCUCAUACUCCAAGCUUUUUUAAGAAUCAAGGACUGGUUUAGGAAAAAUCUGAGGGCUUGAAUCUCUGUGCGCAGGUAUUGCAUUCACUGAAUGUAGCAAUUUCUACUACUGUGUACAGUCCUGACUCUACAGACACUGGUCAGUGCAAUGGAUUUUUGUUAAAAAAAAGAAAAAAAAAGAAGAGCUGUAGUAUUGCACAGCAAUUGUGGCAUUCUUGAAAAAUGUAUGCAGUAUUCAUCAUUAAGACAGAGAUUGGUAAAUACAUUCUAGAUGCACGGGGGUAGGGACGAAUAUGGAUUGUAGUGUUUGGAUUAUAAGGAACCAAAGAUUGGCAAGCACUGCAGGGGAAAUAAAAAAUUGUGUCUCUGACAGCUGGUGCACAGACGGUUCAGUUAACACACAGUCCUUUACUGUUGGCCUAAUACAGGUCUUCACAGCUCUGACAAUAUAUAACCAACCCAAAAAGAAAUCAUGACUUAUGUCAGGAUCAGACUACAGGGUAUAAAAGAAUGCAUGACUUCAUUUCUGUCUUCUCCAUUUUUUCAUUUGUGCUCAUAGGAGUACUUUGUGCUCCAAUGGUCCAACAUCACAGAACACACUACAGAAGCUGUCAAAUUAGACAAGGCAAAAAAAAAAUCUAGCAUGCUAGGCUUUCUGUUGAAAAUGUUGGUUUUCCUAUAUUGCAAUACACUACACAGGAUAAAAAAAAAAACAAUGGACAAAGGAUAUUGGACAAGUCAUAGUCAAAGCAGCUGAGCUUUGCUCAGACAAUAAUUAUAAAAAAAAAAAUUGCAAAGUAACUGUAGAAAACUCUUGACUCUUGACAUUAUAAGUAAGACCCAAGCCAGAGCACAUGACAGGACAGUGUGUGAAAUAGGGAGACAGAGAGAGAGUGGAGACUGACAUGCAGCAAAGGGCUGCGAGCCAGAUUCGAACCCCUGGCCACUGCAGCGAGGCAAUGCCUCUGUACAUGGGACACCGGCACUAUCCACUAUUCUACCGACACCCCUAAUGUCUGUCUGUUUUACAUACUCCAGUUUGUUCUACAAGUAACAGCAAUAUUUAUGUUUGUUUUAUCACAGGUUACUAGCAAUAAUCUAUUGUACAGAAAGAAUCCAUUGGAGAACAGGGAGAUAUUGCUUGAUAUAAAAUCCACAAUAAAAGCCUUAUGUUCAUAAAUUGAGACAUUCUGUCCACAGAAACACUAGAGGUAUUUUAUUUUGAAACUGACAUAAGAAGUGUUGAGUUAAAAAUAAAUAUUUAUAUUUUUUCAUGACUGUGACAUUAAAUCUGUAGAGAAAGGUGUAAUGUUGCUUGUAUGAUGUCAGUAUCAAUAUCAACAGAUCAUUUUCACUGUCUCUGAUUUAACCUGUUAAACUUAGUAAGAGGUUCCACAAGGCACAAGUGCUGCUCAUGUUCGAGCGUCUCAGUUCAUCCCAAAUGUGUUUGAUGGGGUUGAGAUCAGGGCCCUUAUCUCCAAAUGUAUCUCAGCAAAUGUAGGCUAACAAACUGAUAUCACGCUAAAAUCAUCCAUCU
This is a messenger RNA of Epinephelus moara (kelp grouper), 2843 nucleotides long. RefSeq names its product leucine rich repeat containing 38a (gene lrrc38a). The coding region runs from base 261 to 1136 and encodes 291 amino acids. The transcript has 2 exons. Lineage: Eukaryota; Metazoa; Chordata; Actinopteri; Perciformes; Serranidae. The record is from RefSeq and is a predicted model, not a curated record. Gene Ontology annotation, molecular function: transmembrane transporter binding; voltage-gated potassium channel activity; potassium channel activator activity. Gene Ontology annotation, cellular component: voltage-gated potassium channel complex.